Molecule: messenger RNA, 1927 nt
Organism: Leopardus geoffroyi (Geoffroy's cat)
Lineage: Eukaryota; Metazoa; Chordata; Mammalia; Carnivora; Felidae
Gene: TTLL1
Product: TTL family tubulin polyglutamylase complex subunit L1
Exons: 13
Coding region: 513-1784 (423 amino acids)
Biological process (GO): protein polyglutamylation; microtubule cytoskeleton organization
Cellular component (GO): cilium
Molecular function (GO): tubulin binding; tubulin-glutamic acid ligase activity
Source: RefSeq, a predicted model, not a curated record
CCGGCGCGGGGCCGCCCUGCCCGGUGAGGUCCCGCAGGUGAGGUCCCGCCGCCGAGGCCGCCGCCUCCCCGGACGAGGGUGUGGCCGCUCCUGGUGGGCGGGUGCGCAUGCGCGAGCGAGCGUGGGCGCCCAGGUCUACGCGGCCGCGACCGUGUGGUUUAGAUGCUGCUUGCCGGACCCGCGGCCCCCGGGAAGCCUGCGCCGAUCACUGUGCCCCUGUUUUUCCUCCGAGUUCCUGUGACUUUCCUUGUGCUGCCCGCUCGUUGGCGCGGUGUACCUGUGGCGGCAGCUGUGGUCUGGAGACAGAUUCGUGUCCCCCGCCCUGCUCGCCCUUCUCUGAGGGAUGGGACCUAGGCACUGCCCCUCCCCGUGCCCUCAUCACUCAAAGGGAGUGGGAGUGAGUGGGAGGAAGUAACAGGAAGACCAUCUGACGUCAGGUAAGAACCCGCAGCACGAGUCACUGAAGGAGAGAAAUUGGACGUUCCUGUUGGCUCCAUAAGUACCUAUGGAUUAUGGCAGGGAAAGUGAAAUGGGUCACUGAUAUUGAGAAGUCGGUGCUGAUAAAUAACUUUGAAAAGAGAGGAUGGGUCCAAGUGACAGAAAACGAGGAUUGGAACUUCUACUGGAUGAGUGUGCAAACCAUCCGAAACGUUUUCAGUGUCGAAACUGGCUAUCGGCUCUCAGACGAUCAAAUAGUCAACCAUUUUCCGAACCACUAUGAACUGACCCGGAAGGAUCUGAUGGUGAAGAAUAUUAAAAGAUACAGGAAGGAGCUGGAGAAAGAAGGGAGUCCUCUGGCAGAAAAAGAUGAAAACGGGAAAUACCUCUAUCUGGACUUUGUUCCGGUCACCUACAUGCUGCCCGCGGACUACAACCUGUUCGUGGAGGAGUUCCGGAAAAGCCCCUCCAGCACCUGGAUCAUGAAACCUUGUGGCAAAGCCCAGGGAAAGGGCAUCUUUUUGAUCAACAAGCUCUCGCAGAUCAAAAAGUGGUCCCGGGACAGCAAAACAUCUUCGUUUGUGACCCAGUCCACCAAGGAGGCCUACGUGAUCUCCCUGUACAUUAACAACCCGCUGCUGAUCGGCGGGAGGAAGUUUGACCUGCGCUUGUACGUGCUGGUGUCUACGUACCGCCCACUGCGCUGUUACAUGUAUAAACUUGGAUUCUGCCGCUUCUGCACGGUGAAGUACACCCCAAGCACCAGCGAGCUGGACAACAUGUUUGUUCAUCUCACCAACGUCGCCAUCCAGAAGCACGGGGAGGACUACAACCACAUCCACGGGGGCAAGUGGACGGUGAACAACCUGCGGCUGUACCUGGAGAGCACCCGAGGCAAGGAGGUGACCGGCAAGCUGUUCGACGAGAUCCACUGGAUCAUCGUGCAGUCGCUGAAGGCCGUGGCGCCGGUGAUGAACAACGACAAACACUGCUUCGAGUGCUAUGGCUAUGACAUCAUCAUCGACGACAAGCUGAAGCCCUGGCUGAUUGAGGUGAACGCGUCCCCGUCUCUCACCUCCAGCACCGCCAACGACCGAAUCCUUAAGUAUAACCUGAUCAAUGACACCCUCAAUAUCGCAGUCCCUAAUGGCGAGAUUCCAGACUGUAAAUGGAACAAAUCACCCCCGAAGGAAGUUCUUGGCAAUUACGAAAUUCUCUAUGAUGAAGAGCUGGCUCAGGGCGACGGGGCUGACCGGGAGCUGAGAAGUCGCCAGGGCCAGUCGCUGGGGCCCAGAGGGGGCCGAUCGAGAGACUCGGGGAGAACCGUCCUCACAACCUGGAAGUGACCACCAGGAGGCGCAGAAGACCGCAGCCCGACCCUCCCAAAUGCUCCCCGCACCUGGGCCUAUUUUGAAAUUUCCUUUUUCUAGAGCUUUUUUUCCUUUCGUAAGCCCUGUAAAUAAAUAAAGGCACUUCUUUGAAAGGUUAA